UGAAAGCAAGUUGGUUUUCCAGUUGCUGAAUUAUUUUCUCAGGGUUAAUCUAGCUGCUCUUGAAAUUUGUUGCAAAAGUACUUCUGGAUGUAAAUAACGGCUAUAAAUUAUAUCUAUUAAGAUGAAUGCAGUUUUGUUAUUUACUAUCUUAUCGGUAAAAAUUGCUCCGACCUACCAGCAGAACGAUUACCUAUGCAGUACUCAUAGUCCCUCGGCAAAGCACUAUGCCUCUUUGAACUACUGCUACUGGCUAACGCCAUCUUCACAGACCGCGGAUGACGGAGCCCUCACUUGUGAGGCCGCAGGGGGGUACAUGGGCUAUAUAGAUUCUACUGCAGGUCUUUUGAACUUUAUUAACGAUGGAAUGGAUAAUCAUUGGAGCUUUCAUAACCAAAGUGUCUUUGUGGGGCUUCGAUCGUGGACAGAGAACAAUGCGUUCACCCAUUGGGACUCGUCGCCUAUCUAUACAUUUAAAUGGGAUUACACCAAUGGACAGCCAGAUGGAAUAGCAUUCCUUCAAUUUUGCGUAACCUUGUAUCCUGAUCCGCCACAUCUUUGGCACAACACCCGCUGUGACAGCUUGUUCCAGUCUCUUUGUUACUGUCAUUUAAGUGGCGUACAACAUACCUGUUCUGUACCAAUUAAUGCCAGUGUGACUUCACCUACAUUUUCAACAAUGUCGACAUCAUUUCUUGUGACGUCACCAGCGGGAACACCCCUCACUCCUUCUCCCCCCUCAGACUCGUCCAUUGUACCCUGGUCAAUUCCAGUGUCUUCAAAUUCGGACUAUUUCUACUACUAUUCAUACAACUCUAUAAUUACUGUGACAACUGGAAGUACAUAUCUGUGUCCAUCUUCAACUUCAUGGACGCAUCUAACCGUGACGUCAACUGUUUUCGUCACAAGCUACGUCGAUGCGUCAUCUAUAAUGCCGUCUUUGUCGUCGGAUUUCUCAUCAUACAGCCCUACUUCGAGUACGCACAACGUCAAUUCGACGAUGAAUGCAACAUCCCCCAGUGUAGACUUGAGAGUUGAUAAAACUUCAACCAGUCGCUACCAACGAACGAAAUAUAGCGCUGGUGACGAACGACCCCUGAGUCAAUUCCUAGGAACAACGGCCAUCAUCACCAUUGUUGCGAUCAUCGGAAUUAUCAUUGCUGGGGAUAUGAUCACCAUAGCACAGCAGGUUAAAGCCAAACUCAACCAGUGGAAAAGGAAACUGGAAAAAGAACCUGCCAAAUUAGAAAACGAAGCAUGCGUUGAAAUGGAACACCAUACAUGGGUUGGAUAAAAGUCACACCCUUUCGUCUAUGAAACAUUGACAAGAGAAUUCAUGAUAGGAAAUAUUUCUUCUAUGGUCAAAAUUAGUUAAUAAUAAUCCUAUUUCCUGAAUGGAGUCCGGAGAUCAACAAUGUAAUUCUUAAAAGUUAUUUUGUGUGAAUCAACGAUCUAUACUUUCCUAUACGGAAAGUAUAGAGAAACGUGUCUCUCAUUUUUUUACAUUGUAAAAUAUAACGUUAAAUGACUUCGAAUACAAGUUAAUAGUUGAUAGUUGUUAGUUAUACAGGGCCACUACAAUGUUUCUAGAAGAGUCAUCCUUAUUUUCCUCGUUUUUCCCUAUUAAUUGUAUUUUAUUCGAUCAAACCAAUGGCUAGUGAAACCAAGUUGCUUUCCCUUUUCAGUUUAGAUUUAAUAAUCAAAUGCCACAUUUUUUGAAAUAGAAAAUAAUGACAGGACGCGAGUUUUAACAUACUAGCUGUUACUUAAUAUCAUAUGGUAAAGUUUUUUUGUCAGACCCCUUGGAGUAUUGUCAUAUUGUAAAUUUUGAAUUUACCGGGUGGCAGUAAAUACAAAAUACAACAUGACAGUAUCCCAAACGAUAACGACAGCCCGUGAAGCGGUAUGCCUGUAACCUCAGGGAGAUUCGUCGAGACUCAUUAAAAAUUUUGUACUGACGUCUUUUCCUAGUGUGUCCCGGGCUACAACGCUGUUAGGGGCGGGGGUAGAGGGUGAUAUCUAUCCAACUUUCCUAUUUUCAGGACUGUACAUGCUGCAACUGAUUUUUCCAAGAAGGUGAGAAAACCAUUAAAAACAAGUUUCGAGAAUUCGGCAUCAGAAUCAAUGAUCAUGCAUGGAAGGAAGGGGGUGCGACCAUCUUGGUUGCAGCAACAUACACCGUUUUACGAGCAUUUGACGUUAUGUUCAUUUUCUGGUAGUAAAAUAAUAAAUCCACUACUCAGUGGCUAUAACUUACAUUUGGGUUUUAAGAAUCAUUCUCUGUAAGCAUCAAAAAUUCUUAAAAUAGUGAUGGAAACCCACAUACACCGAUUUUGAUGAAAUUUGGCAUAUAGGGAUAACUUGAUACCCUUUCAUCAAAUUUGACUGCUAAUUACUAAUUUUAGGUACCGUUACCAUGGAAACGACAACCCUCCAAAAAAUGGCGUCCAGGACCCAAAAAUCACUAUUUUUACCUUAUUUUGAUUUAAAAAAAAACAAAUUCCACGAUUUUUAUUGUACAAAACACUUUCUUCUAACAUAAAGAUUAGUUUUAGUACAACAAAUAUAAAACACAAUAUCGGAAGCCAUGAAUAGGUUAUAUACUAUUUUGUUUGUUGAAAAACUACCGUUUGGGUAUUUUAAACAUUUAUGAAAAAACUCAGUUUUGAGCCAUUUUAAGACAUCAAUUACCAAAAAAUGCACCGACAGAUAUUAAUUAAACUUAUAUAUUCUUUUUAUUUAAUGCUUUAUGUAUAAAAUAUAAAAAAAAACCUGCAGAUGUGUUUUUUCCCUUAACAAAAUUACAUGGUUUUAGAAAAUGGUUGCCAUGGAAUUUUAUGAAAACUUCAUAUUUGUGGUAUAUGUGUAAGUUCAUCAUAAUUUAUAGAUAUUUUACCAACAAAUUAUCAAUUUUUCAUAUUUUUGAAGUUAACUUAUAUUGUGCCUUUAAACUUU
Messenger RNA from Magallana angulata, 2952 nucleotides. RefSeq lists its product as uncharacterized. The coding region runs from base 122 to 1291 and encodes 389 amino acids. The record is from RefSeq and is a predicted model, not a curated record. The transcript has 5 exons. NCBI's taxonomy places the organism in Eukaryota, Metazoa, Mollusca, Bivalvia, Ostreida, Ostreidae.